Messenger RNA from Electrophorus electricus (electric eel), 2879 nucleotides. The record is from RefSeq and is a predicted model, not a curated record. NCBI's taxonomy places the organism in Eukaryota, Metazoa, Chordata, Actinopteri, Gymnotiformes, Gymnotidae.
ACCUAGCAUGCAGUUCAGGGCUCUCCUGCCUGCAACCUGACAUGAUAUUGCUACAGCUCUUUUGCUAAUAGGUAAUAUAAACAUUUGUCAUAGGGUAUCACUGCUAACGCACAUCACAAGUAAGGGGUGAGUAAUGCUUACUUUUUCAAAUGUUAGCUGCUGAAUGGUUUGUGCAUUAUAGGGUUGUGUUUUGCAGUACUAAUGUUUGUUUACAUUGUAGAGCUAAGAAUGCUGAAGGAGAAGAUUUGAUUACUGUCUUGUAUAAAACUGAAGGAGCUCAGGUUUACCCAAGUUAUUGCUGAUAAAUCAAUAAACAUUAACAUGUAAUUAACUUUCCAUUUCACACUUAUUUUCAGUUAUCUCCAUGCAUAUUUUUAAAAUAAGUACAGCUCAGAAGGAAGCACAUGGGUUAGAGUUCAAUAGCAUGAAUGUCAAAUUGUCACAUGAUUUAUCUGUAUUACACUGCUGACAGUGACAGUGUUUUAGGGUUAAGACUCUCACUACAGAGGGCUACAUAACUACUGGCUGCAAUUCAAGACGCCACUAUGGAUUUUGAGACAUCCGGAGGGAUUUUUGAUGAAGAUGUGGCAACUCAGUACAUGAUAGAACAGAGCAUUCUGCCAAGCAAUAAGACUGAGUUCAAGGACAUAUUUUCUGAAGACGGAUGCAGGAUAUUACUAACUAGUCCAGAAAGGGACAAAAUCUCCAGUGCCAUCAAACGAGAGGAGGACAAUAUGGGCAAUAUUCCCUUACAUGAGGCAGCCAAGCAGAAUAACCAGUACAUCCUAGAGAUCACUUACACAGCAUCACCCGCAGAUGCUAAGUUGAAAAAAACGCUUCGGGGUAAGACUGCCCUCUUCCUAGCUGUAGAAGAGGGUCUCCUGGAUAAUGCCUGCUACCUACUGGACAACGGGAGCAGUCCUGAUUGCCUGGAUGGCGAGGAGGACACACCUCUUUUUGUAGCUAUAAGAAACAACCACUAUGAUAUGGUGAAGCUCCUCCUCUCCUUCAAUGUCAAAGUGAACCAGGAGGGGGCGCACUGCCGAACGGCCCUACACGAAGCUGCUCGCAUGGGCCUCACAGACACAGUGAACCUGCUGCUGCAGUCCGGAGCUCAACCCGACCCCAGAAGCAACUACGGCCUCACCCCUCUGGCCCUGGCAGCUCAAGGGGGUCACCUGGAGAUAGUACAAGCUCUGCUCCGCAAAGGAGCUAAUGUGGAGUCCCAGGCUCAAGACAGUGCCACUAUCCUUUUUGAGGCAUCUGCAUCUGGCAACCCUGAUGUCAUUUCUCUGCUGCUAGAGUACGGCGCUGAUGCAAAUAUGCCAAAACACACAGGCCACCUGCCUAUCCACAGAGUAGCUCACCGCGGACAUGAGAAGGCUCUGGCUCUGUUGAUCCCUGUGACCACCCAGGAUGCUGUAGAUGAGAGCGGCAUGAGCCCCUUGCACUCAGCAGCAGCCGGCGGGCACACGCACUGUCUGCGGAUGCUGCUCAGGGCCGGCUACGACCCCAACUUCAUGCUGGACCCGUGGGUACAGCGUAGCUACGACGACCGUCGCAAGUCCGCCCUCUACUUCGCCGUGUCCAAUGAUGACGUGCCCUCCAGCAGAGCACUCCUGGAGGCUGGAGCCAUGCCCAACCAGGAUCCGGUCAAGUGCCUGCAGGUGGCGCUGCGUUUGGGCAACUACGAGCUAAUCGACACCCUGCUGAGACAUGGCGCUAACGUUAACUACUUCUGCCGCGUGAACACAACGCGCUUCCCCUCGGCACUACAAUACGCACUCAAGGAUGAGGUGGUGAUGAGGAUGCUCUUCAACUAUGGGUAUGAUGUGCAGCUCUGCUUCCACUGCCCAUAUGGAGACAAAUCUCAUGUGCCUGAUGACUACGAGGGGUGGAGCAACACUGUCAUCAAGGACACGGCGUUCUGUGAAGUGAUAACUGUCAGCUGGUUGAAGCAUCUCGCAGGACAUGUGGUGCGCGUCAUGUUAGACUAUGUAGACCAUGUCAGGUUUUGUUCAAAGCUGAAGGCAACUCUGAUGGAGCAGACACAGUGGACAGAAAUCUGCAGGAUUCAAGAGAAUGUCCGUUGCUUGCAACACCUGUGCCGGCUGAAGAUCAGGAGAUGCAUGGGGCGACUGCGACUCAGAGCUCCAGUCUUCAUGAGCUUCCUGUCUCUGCCACACCGCCUCAAGGAAUUUAUCUUAUACAGAGAGUAUGACCUUUACAGACAGAAGUGCCAAGGUCAGUCCAAGUGAUGUGGGGACAAUCACACAUGCGGUUAAGAGUAUCGGAGUGCAAAGAGGCUUCUUCAUGGAACUGUCCUCUAUUGUAACAAAUAACUGAGUAAAUGGUCUCGUUGACUGAUUCAUUAUGUUUUUGGAAAAUGCAUUUACAAAGUGUCAUUUUUAAAUGAAUUGAUGUUCAAACAAAAGUUGUGUUGAAAAUACUUAGGGCGUGCAAUGUGAUAUGAGUUUUGUUUACUUGAGCAUUUAAGAUAUUUUUAGCUAUUUACUUUAUGUAAAGCUUAGAUUUUGAUGAGGAAAUGUCAUACAUUGGUUACUGAACUAAUGAGACACACCUGUGUAUACCAGCACAAUAGUCUAUACCCACAACUAUGUCAAUGUCAACCUCAUGCCAGGGCAGGAUGAAGAAUUAUGCAAGCCAACAGAAAGGCUAUCGAUAAUUGUAAACUGUUAAUUGUAAAAUGCACCUAUGUGAUUGCUUGACCUCAUAAAGUGGUGAAUGAGUGCAGGAACAAGGGAAGUAUUUCUAAAUAAAGUGCAUGUUGCAUGUAAUAAGCAUUCUUUUAGCAAUGGAAAAACCUCAAAAAUUUCAGUUGAUAUAAUAUCAAUACUAUUUUUCCAAAAGAGAUGCAA